Carassius auratus (goldfish) is the source of this 1218-nucleotide messenger RNA. RefSeq names its product tripartite motif-containing protein 16-like. The transcript has 2 exons. The record is from RefSeq and is a predicted model, not a curated record. Gene Ontology annotation, molecular function: zinc ion binding. Lineage: Eukaryota; Metazoa; Chordata; Actinopteri; Cypriniformes; Cyprinidae. Bases 465 to 893 code for a protein of 142 amino acids.
AUUUUAUUCUUUUAUUUUGGGAUUUUUGUUCUAUUGCUGUCAUUCUGUUGCACUGCGGAGCUUCUGUCACGAAAACAAAUUCCUCAUAAGUGUAAACAUAUGGCAAUAAAGCUAAUACUUCUGAUUCUGAUUACACAGCAAUGGAAAAGAGAUUUGAAACCAUAUGAUGGUACAAUGUCUCUCCUCUGUAGACCUAUAUAUAAAUUCAUUUAACUAGCUUCUUAGUUUGGUAUUACUUUAAUAAACACACAAAUGACAUCAUCUUGGCAAGCAACUGUGUGUCUCUCUCUCUGUGUGUGUUUAAGUUUCACAUUAGAGCAAGCUUCAGUUCUGUCUCUUUAUCUGUGGCCACACACACACACACACACAUAAGAGAGUCCCGCCCACAAACACGCACGAGGAAAAGAAAGAAACGAAACUAAACUGUUUGUAGAGUCCCUUUAACAGCGAGCUCCUUGUUCUCCAUGCAAAUGGCAGAUGAACAGGACUCACGCGUGUGCUCCGUCUGCCUCCAGGACCUGCAGGAAACCAGCUGCCCUCGAUGUAAACAGAAUUCCUCACAUGAGACAGACACACACUUACUGGUGGACGUCACUGGAGAACUCCAAAGAAAGAGGUGUCCCCAACAUCACAAGCUCCUGGAGGUUUACUGCCGCACUGACCGCCAGUGUAUCUGCUGCCUCUGCAUGCUGGACACCAACCACAAACAUCAUGACAUGGUCUCGGCUGCUACAGAACGAGCGGAGAAACAGGUCUUCUAUGUCCCGACUUUCUCAAACGGAUCGUUUUCUGUCGCUGCUUCUGACAAGUCUGCUCUGAUUGGCCGAACACCCCAAGCACUCAUCAGAAAUAUAACGCUGAUUCAGAAGUGGCAGAUUAUAGCAAAGUCGUAGCAAAGUCAGAAUCACCUCCUCUCUGCAUUACACAAAUAUUUCCGCAUAGUGAUGUAGAGAUGUUCACCGAACUGCUCAGCUUUAUACGGAGAAGCCACACAGAGAUGAUUAGGCUGGUCCAAAGUCAGAUGACCAUAGAGUUGAACCGGAUUCAGGGACAUUUGGAAGGUCUGGAAAAGGAGAUCUCAAAGUUGAAGAGAAAUUGUAUGAAAAAAUGCAUUUCAAUGCUUGUGCAUUCUCACUCAAAUGUUUUGCAUGAUCCAAAAGAAACUUUGCAUUUCCUCACAAACCUCCAUGGAAAAUGUAAAGGAAAUGCAAAGGUUUU